Messenger RNA from Quercus robur (English oak), 1635 nucleotides. RefSeq lists its product as uncharacterized. The record is from RefSeq and is a predicted model, not a curated record. Lineage: Eukaryota; Viridiplantae; Streptophyta; Magnoliopsida; Fagales; Fagaceae. The coding region runs from base 1 to 1635 and encodes 544 amino acids. The transcript is spliced from 5 exons.
AUGGAGUCAUGUAGAGAUCUAACAUAUUAUAUGGUUAUCAUAAAUGGGGAUAUAGAAAUUGACUCACAACUUUUGGGAACAUCUCAAAAUACUCCUAUGUCAGUUUCUGAUUCUCCACCUCAAGUUGAAAAUGCCUCUUCUAUAAAAGGAAAAUGGGGCUCUAACUUUAGUGUAGAGGAAGAUCAACUCCUAGUGUCAACAUGGCUCAAUACUAGUGUUGAUGGCAUACAUAGUAAUGAACAAACACAAAAUACAUUUCAUCAAAAAGUUUGGGAAUACUUCACGCAAUACAAUACAUUUGGUACCAUACGUACUGCUAUCUCCUUGAUAUGUCGUUGGGGAACGAUUAGUGAAAAGACAAAUAAGUUUUCUGGGUGCAUGGCUAAAGUUAACGCACAUCAUCAAAGUGGUAUAACCGAACAAGAUAAGAUUACCAAUGCGAAGGCUUUGUAUAAAGAGACCUUCAAGAAACCCUUUCUUCUUAAACAUUGUUGGCUUAUGUUAAAGGACCAACCAAAGUUUGCCAAUCCUAAUGGAAGAUCGAGAGCAUUCGUGCCUCCAACUCUGGAGUCAACAUCUAUUAACGAAGGGGAUUGUGGGUUCGAACUUGGUGACACUUCCAAUUUUGAGAGGCCAAUUGGUAAGAAGGCCGAAAAUGCCAACCAAAAGAACAAAGUCACUGGAAAAGAUGUUGGGGAAUAUUUGAGCAAGAAAUUGAAAUUUAUUGUGGAGGUUGCAUCCAUGAAUUGCUCUUUGUUUCACAAGUUGCUUCUUGAUGACUCAGAUGAGGAUGAGAUAAUCGAAGAACUUAUAACUGCUACACUUAGAAUGCUUGCAUAUGGAGUUUCGGAUGAUUUGAUAGAUAAAUAUGUGCGGAUUGGAGAAACUACUGCAUUAGAAAGUUUGAAAAAAUUUGUUACUACGGUAAUUGAUGUUUUCUCUAGGGAAUACUUGAGAAAGCCAAAUAAUGAUGACAUUGCUAGACUGUUAGCUCAUGGCGAAUGCCGAGAUUUUUCAAGUAUGUUAGGUUCAAUUGAUUGCAUGCAUUGGAAGUGGAAAAAUUUUCAAUCUGCAUGGAAAUGUCAAUAUUGUGAUCAUAUUCGUGAGCCUACUAUUAUUUUGGAGGACGUGCUCCUGCAGUACAUGCAUUACUCAAUCAAUGAUCAUGACUACACAAUGAGAUAUUACCUUGUUGAUGGCAUAUAUCCAAAGUGGGCAACAUUUGUGAAAACAAUCCCAGCUUCACAAGGACAUAAGCAAAAAUUAUUUGCAGCAACCCAAGAGGCGUGUAGGAAGAAUGUCGAGCGUGCAUUUGGAGUGCUUCAAGUACGUUUCGCAAUUGUUCGUGGACCUGCACGAUUUUUCCAUCUUAAAACACUCCAAAAGAUCUUGAAAGCGUGCAUAAUUCUCCAAAACAUGAUUGUUAAAGAUGAGCAGGAUGAUAAUGAAGUGGUAGACUUGGAUUAUGAACAAAUUGAUGGAGUGGAUAAUCCUCCUAUGCAAGUGUUACGUGAACAAAGUGAUGGAUUUAUGUCAUACAUUGAGAGGUAUGGACGCAUUAGAGACCGAGAAAUUCAUUUUCAACUCCAAUUAGACCUCAUUGAACAUUUAUGGCAAUUGCAAGGCGAGUCGUAG